This is a messenger RNA of Fusarium venenatum, 1089 nucleotides long. RefSeq names its product heme-containing dehydratase protein. The record is from RefSeq and is a predicted model, not a curated record. Lineage: Eukaryota; Fungi; Ascomycota; Sordariomycetes; Hypocreales; Nectriaceae.
AUGUCCUGUCCUGCACGUGUUCAUCCACUACGCAAACCCAAAAACCACCGCGUUCCAGUCCCACGAUGGCAUCUAAACCUUCCUGAUAAUGUCACACAUGUUGGCACCGCGUACAUCGGAGUCCAGAAACACUCCGAUACCCCGGGAGCUGGCGAUGCUCGAGAUGAAGCCAUUGCAACAAUCCAGUCAUGGCUAAAAGGAAAUUCUGGCCCUUUGGCGUACGAGAUAUUUACUGUUGUUGAUGGACAUGAUGUACAGGAAACAACUAUAUGGGUCUGCUAUUGGGAUGACAAGACAGCAUACGAGAAGAGUCUUGGCGAGCUUUCACUCCAAUCAAUUUACUCACGUUUGGCAAGUCCAGACCGCUCCUCAGUCGGUAUCUGGCGAGAAGCUUUUGUCACAGAAUAUCCCAGGCUUGAGACGAAUUACUCUGGUCUCGACUAUCUCCCCGGUCUCGCAAAACUCCCCGGUGCAACAUUCCCAGAACACACUCUGUCAGCAUAUUGGGGUGCUGCCCGAGACAGAAUACCUAAUUCUGCGUACGAUCUCUUCCCUCCUUCGUCAGAUCAUACACCCCCAUCCACGGCACCCAGAGGUCUAGGCCAGUACCUCAUCGGCACAAACGCCGAGAACGUAGCGCACAUCCGAUCAGGUCAAUUCUGGGAAAACUGCGGCCAAGAAGAAGCCGACUCGUAUAACACAAAGCUCGAACCCACGCUCCGAUCUGGACUCGAGUAUCUGUGGGAGAAUUCUUCAGAAACAGGAACUCUUGGGUUGCGUUACCUCCAAAACCAAGGCCUUUCCUCACCCGAGAGUGUUUCCAGAAAAGAAUCGUGCGGCGCGGGUUUCUUUACCAAUCUUGAAGCUCUCGAGACAUGGGCGAAGAGUCACAAAUCUCACCUUGCUAUAUAUCGUGGUGCACUCACACAUUACAAGACUUUUGGAGAGGACAGGAAGUUCAGAACGUGGCACGAAGUUUCGGUGUUAAAAGAGGGAGACGCAAGGUUUGAGUACAUGAACUGUGUACCCAAGACAGGCGUGAUUUCGAGCCUGAAUCUCAAGGUGGAGAAUGUGGAGAGAGUGCCUUAA